Messenger RNA from Dicrocoelium dendriticum, 285 nucleotides. The record is from the annotation of a GenBank genome assembly. Lineage: Eukaryota; Metazoa; Platyhelminthes; Trematoda; Plagiorchiida; Dicrocoeliidae.
AUGGAGGGUGAGGGGGGGAGGGUGGGGAACGGGGAGGGGGGGGUAGAGUGGUGGGGUGUUGGAAGGGGAGGGGGGGGGGGGGGUAUAGAGGGUGUUAGGGGGCGGGAUGGUGGGGAGCGGGAGGGUGGACGGGGUAGGGGGGGAACGGAGGUUUGCGGGGGGAGGGGGGGGGUGGUUAUGAAGUGGGGAGGGGGGAGGGGGGGUGGGGGAGCAGGGGAGGGGUGGGGGUGGACAGGUGAGGGGGGGGGGAGGGGGGGGGAGGGUAUUCUUCUAAGUACAGUGUAA